AGGAGCUUCUCGGAUUGAAAGGGGCCGCGCCACAAUGUCGGUUGAUGCCUUUUCAACUGGCGCGUCCAAUGCUCGGGAGCCAUUCAAUGGGGAGGCCUUGCCUCGGGUUCGGCAGACAGCACUGGAACUGAUGAAGAUCGCCUUGCCUACGAUGUUCUCCAACUUCUUAACGCUGCUCAAUGAGUUUACAAACACCGUUUGUCUCGGCCACGUGGGGAAUGAUGCAGAGUUGGCGGCGGUUGGCUUGGGAAACAUGAUGCAGAAUUGCUUUGGUCUCAGCAUUGCGUUUGGCCUCAGCACAGCCUUGGAUACGCUCGUGAGUCAAGCUCAUGGAGCAGGAGAACACAACCUAUGCAUACACUACUUGCAACGAAGCAGGGUGAUCCUCACUCUGCAGCUUCUGUGGAUGUUCCCAAUACUUUGGUUUAGUGAGGAUUUGCUGAUAGCUGUUGGGCAGCACAAGGAUGUUGCAAGGCAUGCGUGCUCAUACAAUCGGGCUGCCGCCUUUGGCUUGUUUUUCCUUUUCCAGCACCAGAACACACUGAGCUUCAUGCGGAACAAGAACAUGCCCAAUGCGGCCGCAUGGAUCGCUGGUGUGACUAGUACUUUGCACAUCGCAUGGGCCGUCUUGUUCAUCGUGGUCUGCGACUUAGGGAAUGAAGGUGCCGGACUGGCAAACUUCACCACUUGGACUUUGCAGUGCCUCUCAGGCGCAGUGGUUCUCGUUUGCAAGUCCUCCAGCUUGGGUGGCAACGCUUGGAAAUUGCUUGGAGUUCAGAAGGAAGGCUUUCAAGGAUGGAGGACGUUUCUUGCGAUUGGUAUCCCUGGCACGCUGCAGAUGUGUGGUGAAUGGUGGUUUUGGGAGAUUUGCGCCUUGAUCAUCGGCUUCUUGGGACCUACGCCUUUGGCUGGGCAUGUUACAACAAUCAAUUUGGUGGCCUUGCUUUUCAUGCCCACUGUGGCGCUGUCCAAUGCAGCUUCAACAGUUGUCGGAAACAGCAUCGGUGAAAUGCGCCCGAAAAAGAGCCGUCAGGCUGCUUGGACAGCCACUGGCAUGGAUUUUCUCCUGUGGACGGUUCUAGCGAUCAUUCUUUUGACGGGUGUCAAGUACGUUGUGGUACUCCUCACGGCUGACCCAGAUGUGCAAGCUAUCACAGUGCAACUCAUCAAGAUCUACUGUGUGGCCGGGUAUUUCGACAACAUCCAGAACGUCAUUGGUGGCGCCUUGCGUGGAGUCGGCAUCAAUAAAUUGCCUGCCGCAGUUUAUUUGGUUUGCUACUACUUGAUCAUGCUUCCAUUGGGCUGCUACAUGGUGUGGCCGCUCAAAAUGGAUGUGUAUGGCAUGUGGUGGUCGAUGGUUGUUGGCACCGGCUUGGCAACUUGUGCCCUUGCCAUCAUCCUCUACCGCGUGGACUGGGACAUGAAGGCCACCGAGUCCGAAGAGCGCCGUCUAAAAGACGGAAUGACCUCCCAAGCUGGCAGCUAGUGGAAGCGGUUGACAGUUGCUCCACAUUUUGCUUCCGCCAAAUACUGUGCCAGAAACUGGUGAAUUUUGCGGAGCAGUCGAGGAGCAUGUUGCACAUCAAAUCCAGCUAAGACACGUUUUGGAUCUAUUUGCAGGUAGACCUUGGAGAGUACCAUGAUGUCAUCGCUGUUAUGUUUUUGACCUUCGAUCAUGUUGUCCAGUGGGUGUCCUUGAUCCAUCGAAGAAGGACCAGGACCACCCUGGAUGCGAGCUCUUAAAAGCGGCCACAAGGUUGCGCACGCAGCCAUUCCAAAAAUGAAGUCUGUCAGAUGUGGAUCAGUAAUCCAACGCUCGAAUACUGGGCUCCUAGAGGACUUUUGCCGACAUGAGGUUUGUGGGAUUGCAAUUGCUUUGGUCUUACCUUGUUUGACUGCAUGCUUCUUCAGAUCAAUUUGCGGUCAUCUCGGCUUUAUUGCUUGGUAAUGGCCUCAUAGCGAUCAGUGCGACACACAUGCCUCGCGACCAGCUCAUGGCUCAGCGCUGUAGCUGACCGCGGAGCAUUGGCCAAAGUCGCCCUGCCUUGCGAGAUGGCUUGUCAGAGCUUGACCUGCCUGGCCUAGGAUGCAGAUAGAUGCGGUGAUGACAACGGUCGUUCGAGUCGUUGGGAGCUCCGGACCCGGACCACCUAGGCCAUGCGGCAACCGGCGGCGAUGGUGUGUGUGUCACAGGUCGAAUCCACGUCAGUGCUGCAUAGAAGAGGGAGAAAUAUGGAGAAAUCAGAAAUCAGACACUAGCAAGCAGCAAGUCCAUGACAGUCUUGCACACUGUUCUACAGCUAGCUGUCGUGGUGGCCACCGGCGCUGGGCUUUUCCUGCAAAAGCACUGCGCGAAUUGUGUUCAGUGUACAGCAGUGACAUUGCACAAAAGAGACUGCCGAACUUUUGAAGCUCCAACACAGGGAUUUGGGUUUAGAUCGAUAUUGGUUGGACUUUUAACUAGAAUUAUGUUAGUAUUUCAUUGUUUCUCUUCUCGAUGGGCCGGCCCGUUAA
Durusdinium trenchii is the source of this 2514-nucleotide messenger RNA. NCBI's taxonomy places the organism in Eukaryota, Dinophyceae, Suessiales, Symbiodiniaceae. The record is from the annotation of a GenBank genome assembly.